CACCUCCCGCUGGUGAUAAAGGCUGUAGGCUGCCUUAUAGGAAAGACUACAGUGUAAGGUCACAGCACCGCCAGCAACACUUUUAAAAAUGAGCACGGCUCUGAAGCAGCCCCAAAGACACCAGGAUCUCCCGGAAAAGAGGUGGAAGCAUCUAGGGUUUUCGGACAAUGAGUUCCGUGGGUCUUAUGGGAAAUGUAGUCUCGGAUGGAGAGCCUGUACCCCGGGAGCCUGGGAACUCCAGUUGGGCAGUUACUUCCGCACACGCGCAAUGGGGCGGUAGCCAGGCGUCUAAUCAUUCAACCUGGGUUCUAUGUGAGCGUUUCUCCCGGGUCUCUGGACCAUGGAGCUCGGCAAACCGAACUAGGACUUAGAGCCAGAGCUUGGAGCGUGGCGGUGAAAGGCUGACAGGUUUGACUGCUGGGCUAAGGGAAGGGCGGAGAGAAAGACGGGGGGCCGGUUUAUUGGCUUAAACAAACGAAGAUUAAAUUUAACAAACUGCACCUGCGGUGACUGUGUUGGGUUGUGGGUCCUUUCCAAUUCCGGAGCUGUUCAGAGAGAAGCCCAAGGCUCCGACUGCCACUCAGUGGGUGCCUAGGUCCCGGCUGGGUCUGGGGCAGGCUCAGUGUGCGUUGCUGCCUUCGUUGUUAAAGGUCACUGGGUAGGAGUUUGUGCACCAGACUGCACCUUUCUGGUUCCAAGAGCGCCGUUGUCCCUACCAGAGCUUGCUACAGGAAAUGUUAAACUAUCUCAAGGGAUCUGGGAAGGCCCCAGCGGUGCUGGCUGAAAUUUGAAAAGGAUUGCAGCCACAGGGAGACUCCACCCAUAGGAGAUGUUUCAGAGCAGAGACCAGAGAAUCAGAAGGAAUGAGUUCCAGAGAUACCGAGCUUCAGAGACCAGGCUUUUAAUAGCCGUGCAAGAGCUGCAGAAAAUGAUCAACUUCCAGGGAUCAUUGACAUUCCAGGAUGUGGCUGUGGACUUCACCUCAGAGGAGUGGCAGCUGCUUGACUGUGAUCAGAGAACCUUGUAUUGGGAUGUGAUGUUGGAGAACUUUAGAAACCUCGUCUCGUUGGGGGCUCCAGUUACCAAAUCAAAAGCGGUCUUCAAGGUGGAGAAAGGACAAGAGCUGCAGAUGGUGGAGGGAAAGAGCCCACGUUGGAGCCACCUGGAAGCUGACUGCCCAUUUGUUGAUGAAUCAGAGAAGCACCAAGAAAGCAAAGACAAUUUUUUGAAUUCAGUUUUGUUCACAUUCAAUAAAAUUCUGAAUAUGGAGAGACUCCAUGGUUAUAAUAUGAACACACAUCAUAUUGGAAAGAAUUAUAUAAAUGCAAGAAAAAUAUUAUGUAAAUGCAAAUCAUGUGGAAAGAGUUUGCAACCUACUUUAGGCUUACUUAAUUAUAACAGAUAUUAUAAUGGAGAAAACUCUUAUGAAUGCAAAGACUGUGGGAAAGUCUUCAAAAAGAAUUUCCAUUUAAUUAGACAUGAGAAAAAUCACACAAGAAAAAAACCCUUUGAAUGCAAUGACUGUGGGAAAGCCUAUAGCAGGAAGGCACACCUUGCAACUCAUCAGAAAGUUCAUAAUGGAGAGAGACCCUUUGUGUGCAGUGACUGUGGGAAAGCCUUUAUGCAUAAAGCACAGCUCAUGGUGCACCAGAGACUUCACACUGGAGAGAAACCCUAUGAAUGCAGUCAGUGUGGGAAAUCAUUCACAUGGAACUCCUCCUUUACUCAACAUGUGAAAUCUCAUACACUGGAGAAUUCAUUUGAAUGUAAGGAAUGUGGGAAAACCUUCAGGUAUAGUUCAUCCCUUUAUAAACAUUCUAGAUUUCAUACAGGAGAGAAACCGUACCAAUGUAUCGUAUGUGGCAAAGCCUUUGGCAACACAUCUGUGCUUGUUACACAUCAAAGAAUUCACACGGGAGAAAAACCUUAUGGAUGUAUUGAAUGUGGCAAAGCUUUCAUCAAGAAGUCUCAUCUCCUUAGACAUCAGAUAACUCAUACAGGAGAAAAGCCCUAUGAAUGUAGCAAAUGUGGGAAAGCGUUUUCCCAGAAGUCAAAUCUUAUUGUACAUCAAAGAAUUCAUACAUAGUAUUCACUUUAUGAAUAUGAGAAAGCCUUAGAUAUUAAAUAAAUCAUAUUAAAUAGCAGAGAUGUCAUGGUGAAGAGAAAUUGAGGAAUUAUAUAAUGAAUUUGGAAGAAGUAGGUUUCCAUAAAGAGAUAAUCAAUUCCAAUCACAACAUGAUUGUGAUCUUUUACAGAAGAGAUCACAGAAAAUAUUGAAUUGUAAAUAAUAGAGCUUGGAAAGUAAGCAUAAAUUAAGUAAUGAAUCAGUGAAGACUUCAUUUACCAUCCCUGAGUUUUUUAUUUUUAUAACAAAUUUUAUAAUUAUGUGAGUGUGAGAAUAAAAUAUAUUUAUUCAUAAUAUUAAAUAUCUAUUGAAUUUCUGCAGUAAAUAUCACCAUUUCCCCCCCAAUCCUAACAAAACAUGCAAGGGGGGAAAUGUGGUUUAAUAUGCAAUAUGAAAUUCAGUAAUAUUUUUAUUCAUUUGCUGGCACUUUUUUCAAAAUAAUGUUUUUAAAGAUAUUAUUUAUUUUAUUUUUUAGAGAGGGAGAGAAACAUCAAUGUGUGGUUGCCUCUUGUGUACUCCACUACUGGGGACCUGGCCCACAACCCAGGCAUGUGCCCUGACUGGGAAUAGAACCUUUGACCCUUUUGUUUUAGAGUCCAGAGCUCAACCACUGAGUCACAGCAGCCAGGGCCAUUUGCUGGCACUGUUAAUGGGCAUAGUAGUGUGACUGAAUCCCAGAGUCUCCUCUUUAACUACAAAACUUGUUAUAAAGACGUUUUCUUAUGUACACACCAAAACAAAAAUUUAACAAGAUAACAAUUGAUAGGGGGAAACAGUUGUAUUCUGUAUUACAAUAAGCAUUUCAUUGAGGAAAAUAUUUAAGUAUGUAAAUAAAACAUUUCUGGUCAAAUAUUUUUUCAUUGGUGUAUCUACAUGAGAUAUAGCAUAGCUCAAGUCAUAUUUAGCUAUGUUAUCUGUAUUUGAUUUUAGUAAAGUUGGGUGUCAUGAUAGCUUGCAACUUUCCAGCAGCUAGUAUUUAGGUCUAAGAUUAUAUAUAUAUGUAUACAUAAAGUUGAUAUCUCAUAGGAGUAUCCGGAAUUUUCUAUAUGACAGUACAGGCAGCAUUAACCAAGUUUAAAAGAGCAAGUUUUUCUGCAUAUCAACAUUUCUUUGGAAUGUGGCAUUUUGUUAGUACCACAUAUCUCCUUGGAAGGAUGAGCGACCCAUUAUUUAAGCUAAAGUUUUUAUUGUUGUCCACAGUAUUCCUUGGUAAUAUCGAAAACCCUUUAUGCUUUUCCUUGAGUGUUGCAAUAACAGCUUGAACUGAAAUUCAGAAUUCAUACCACUUUCAAGUUUAAGCUUGGUUACAACUAU
Molecule: messenger RNA, 3439 nt
Organism: Artibeus jamaicensis (Jamaican fruit-eating bat)
Lineage: Eukaryota; Metazoa; Chordata; Mammalia; Chiroptera; Phyllostomidae
Gene: ZNF684
Product: zinc finger protein 684
Exons: 7
Coding region: 830-2086 (418 amino acids)
Biological process (GO): regulation of transcription by RNA polymerase II; central nervous system development
Cellular component (GO): nucleus
Molecular function (GO): DNA-binding transcription factor activity, RNA polymerase II-specific; RNA polymerase II cis-regulatory region sequence-specific DNA binding
Source: RefSeq, a predicted model, not a curated record